Messenger RNA from Meloidogyne enterolobii, 433 nucleotides. NCBI's taxonomy places the organism in Eukaryota, Metazoa, Nematoda, Chromadorea, Rhabditida, Meloidogynidae. The record is from the annotation of a GenBank genome assembly.
UAGUGGAAAGAAUGGCGUUGUGCUGGCACUGUCCAACUUCAUCCACCACCAUAUGCGUUAUGGUGGGUGUUAUUACAGACUUGUUCUCACGCGGGCUUGCCAUGCUUGCGUCUAGAAAUGACUGGAAUUCUUCUGCCAAAGCCAUGGUCAUGAAAAACACCCUAAACUUUUUAAGCUGGCUUACCUCAAAUGAGGCUGCUCGCUCUUGAGCCCUUCUUGGCGCUCUUUCCCAAUCUCUUUCAUAUUUCUGAAUUAAUUUACCGCUUUUCUUCAUCAACUCCUCCCGAAUGUCUUCAUCCUUCACUCUAUGAACAACUAAAUGUUCACCCACCUGUCUGAUUCUUUCCAUGUAUCGGGCCUUUCCAUUACCUGAGAAGAUGGCCAACAUGGGAACUUGUUGGCCAGCCAUUCUCAUUGCCUUAUCCGUGUCUUC